AUGUUCGAGCAGCAGCCGCCCGAGUCGGAGGCCGUCGCCGGCGUCGUGAGGGACGAGCUUUCCGCCCUGCUGGCCGGCGCCGCUGACGCGAAGGCGUACGCGCAGCGCUACGCCGCCCAGCACGCCGCCUCGCCGUUCCUUGCGCGCCGCGCGGCGGCGGCGGAGAUGCUCGCGCUCGUGGACGCGCCGGCGAAGGCCGGCGCGGUGGCGGCGCUUGUCCAGGCCGGCACGGCCGGCGCCGGCGAGGGCGCGUGGCGGCCGGCGGCCGAGCAGCAGCAGCAGCAGCAGCCGCAGCAGCAGCAGCAGCAGCAGGCCGUGGCUGCGCACGCGGAGUGCGUGGCGGUGGAGGGGCUGCUGGCCGCGCGCGGCGGCCCCCUGGAGGACGCCGCGGCGGCGGCGGCGUGGCGGGCCGCGUGCGCCGAGGCGUUCCCGCGCUCGACGCACUUUGGGGGCCCGAAGCGGUUUGUAGAGGGCGCCGACGGCGCCGCCGCCGCGGCGGCUGCGGGGGAGCUCUCGAAACUGUCGGUGUGA
Messenger RNA from Monoraphidium neglectum, 531 nucleotides. RefSeq lists its product as hypothetical. The record is from RefSeq and is a predicted model, not a curated record. The transcript has 2 exons. Lineage: Eukaryota; Viridiplantae; Chlorophyta; Chlorophyceae; Sphaeropleales; Selenastraceae. The coding region runs from base 1 to 531 and encodes 176 amino acids.